AUGCAACCCUCUUCGAUCUCCCCCUUUCCUUCUUUCCGCAACGGCUGCACAGAGCAUGGGAGAGGCAGCAGCGGCGGUGCAGCAGGUGGGGCGGACUGUCCUGGUGGUGGAUGCACACAUGCUGCCCUGGUGGGACCACCUCAUGCCACCCCUUUCUCAUCACCCCCUUUCCCCUUCCCCACCUCCCCCUCUCAUCCCCUUCCCUCGUCUUUCAAACCACGUGAGCAGAGCAUUGGAGAAGCGGCUGCAGCGGUGCAGCAGGUGCGGGCCACGGUGCUGGUGGUGGAUGCACACAUGCUGCCCUGGUGGGCCCACCUCAAGCCGCUCUGCCCCUCGCUGCGACUGGGGGUUCUUAUCUCUGAGGGGCCCACUGCUACCACUCCCUCCUCUGCCUCCUCCUCCUCAGCGCUGCUCUCAAUGGAUGAAGUUCUUCGAGUGGGCAAAAGGGCAAUCACGGAUGCUGGGCAACGCGCUUUCAACUCUUCCUGCCCAUCCCACCCAACCCACCACACAAAUUCCUCACCCUCCCAUCCUCCUCGCUCGCUUGCCUGCUCCUCUCCCCCUCCCUCCUCCUCCUCCUUCCUCCACCACAUACCCCUCCGCUUCGCCCCUCACCGCAUUGCACUCCUCUGUUUCACCUCGGGCACCACCGGCACCCCCAAGGCAGCUGCUCUCUCCCACACGGCGCUCAUCUUGCAGUCCCUGGCCAAGCUAGCAUGUGCGGGGUACCGCCAUGACGAUGCCUUCCUGCACGUGGCGCCUCUGUGCCACAUAGGAGGCAUCUCCUCGCUCCUCGCCAUGCUCACAGCGUGUGCUCGCAACGUCCUCGUGCCGCGCUUCCUCCCCUCCCACCUCCCCCGCCUCCUCUCCCGCCAUCGCAUCACGGCCCUUAUUGCCGUCCCUGCAAUGCUCACUGAUCUACUGAAUGCGUGCAGUGGCGAGAAAACCUUCAUCGCUGUCCCUGCCAUGCUCACUGACCUACUGAGUGCAUGCAGCAGCAAACAACCGGGGGAACAAGGCACUUCCUUCCCGCUCGUGAGAACGCUGCUGGUGGGGGGAGGCGCAUUGAGCCCAUCGCUGCAGCGGCACACAGAGGCUCUCUUCCCAUGCGCGCGCCUCAUGCUCGCCUAUGGUAUGACAGAAGCAGCUUCCUCCAUCACAUUCGCCAUGCUGCGGGACCCUGCAGGGGCAGAGACGGCUGGGGCACAGGCUAGUGCGAGGCCAGAGGGGCAAGCGCAAGCAGCGCCCUUUGACUCUACCGCAGUGCCAUCGUCUCCAGCGCCAGCAGCAGCAGCAGUGCUAUCACUACCAUCAUCAGCACCAACAGCAUCAGCGUCAGCCUGUUGUGUGGGCUUCCCUGCUCCCCACGUUCAAGUCUGCAUUGCGCCCCUCCCUCCAGAUGACACUCACCCUCCUCCUCCUCCCCGGCUCGACCCUCACUCAACCCUACCCCAUCAACACUCGCACUCCCCCCUCAAUCACCCCGCACUUCAAUCCAGCCAGCCCUCAGCUCACAAGUCUUGUCCUGUAGUGGGGGAGGUGCUAACCCGCGGCCCGCACGUGAUGAGUGGCUACUGGGGCAGGCCAGACGAAACCGCCGCAGUGCUCUCCCCAGAGGGCUGGUUGCGCACGGGAGACAUGGGCUGGAUCGACUUUUCCGGGCAGCUUUGGCUGCUGGGCAGGCGAAAAGAAAUGAUGAAGUCGGGCGGGGAGAAUGUGUUCUGCGCAGAGGUGGAGGAGGCAGUGAGAGCACACCCGGGAGUGGCGGCAGCAGCAGCGGCAGGGGUGCCAGAUGAGCGCAUGGGGGAGGCGGUUGCUGUGCUGCUGGUGCUGAAACCGGGAUGGGUGUGGUCGGGAGUCGGCAGUAAUGACAGUGGUGGUGGUGAUGCUGGCGGUGCUGGCGGUGCUAGUGAUGUCGGCAGGUUUGGUAGUGGUGGUGGCAGUGCAGCAAGGGCAGCUGCUGCUAAGAACGUGUCGUUGAGUGACUUGCAUGCUGCCUGCCAGCAGCACGGCCUUUCCAGACUCGGAAUAAGCCCGAGGCAGCACAACCAGAGACAGCAGCAACAGCAGCGGAGGUUGGUGGGCGUGUUCACAGUGCGGUCGAGUGCGGUAGAGAACGCGGCAGCUGAGACCAAUGUGACGGACGAAGGGAAGCAGCUGCAGCAGCGGAAGGCGGAGUGGGCGCGGGUGCGGGGGGUGGCGGAGAGGGGCGCAGUGGUGCGCGGGCGAGUGGUCUCCGCCAACGCGGGGGGGCUCAUGGUGCGCCUGGGCCCGCUGCAGGCGUUCCUGCCGCUCUCCCAGCUCGACCCCUCGCGUCUCAGAGGGACAGCAGCGUCGCCGGCCCCCAGUGUAGCGGACGUAACUCGAGGGCUGGUAGGCAGCAUGGUGGGGGUGAGAGUCCUGGAGUUGGACGAAGCCCGAACGCGUCUGGUGGUGUCGGAGAAGCGGGCAGCAGCAGGCAAGGGGCUGCCGCGCGUGCAGCAGGGGCGCGUGUACCCGGGCGUCGUCUCCUCGCUCACUGACUUCGGCGCCUUUGUUGACCUCUUCCAACCGGAGGGAGUCAGAGAGGAGGGAGACAAGGAGGGGGGCAAGGGGGGGGAGAAGGAAGGGGACAAGGAGGGCGCGUUUCUGGCGACAGGGCUGGUGCAUGUGUCUGAGCUCUCUUGGGACCCCGUUCGCUCGCCCGCUGAUGUGGUAGCUGUGGGGGAUACAGUCAACGCAUUGGUGCUGCAGGUGGAUAGGGAGAGGGAGCGAGUGGGGCUGUCACUGAAGCAGGUGCAGGCAGACCCGCUCCUCGAGACGCUAGACCGCUUGCUGCCCUUCCAACCCGCACCAGAUGCCACCUCCCCUUCUGCGUCCGCCCUUGAGGCGUCCUCUGCUGCUCCCUCCUCUCCCCUCCCCGGUGCCACCUCACCCCCUGCCCUACCUGGCCUGCUAGCUCUCUGCAACCAGCUCAGGCAGCAACCAGGGAUCGUGUCAGUGACGCUGGGAAGGCAGGCAGUGGAGCGACGGGUGGUGUCUCAGGACCUAGAGCUCUGGCUGUCCAAUGCGCCAGCAGCAGAGGGGCAGUUUGCACUGCUGGCACGAGCAGGCCGACUGGUGCAAGAGGUUCAAGUUGUUGCCACUUUGGAUCGGGAGCAAAUGAAGGAAGUGCUUAAGCAAAUCUCUUAG
Closterium sp. NIES-65 is the source of this 3171-nucleotide messenger RNA. The record is from the annotation of a GenBank genome assembly. NCBI's taxonomy places the organism in Eukaryota, Viridiplantae, Streptophyta, Zygnematophyceae, Desmidiales, Closteriaceae.